Messenger RNA from Musa acuminata AAA Group (dessert banana), 2523 nucleotides. Its product is annotated as transcription factor BHLH3-like. The coding region runs from base 1422 to 2378 and encodes 318 amino acids. The transcript has 10 exons. Gene Ontology annotation, biological process: regulation of DNA-templated transcription. Gene Ontology annotation, molecular function: protein dimerization activity; sequence-specific DNA binding; DNA-binding transcription factor activity. Lineage: Eukaryota; Viridiplantae; Streptophyta; Magnoliopsida; Zingiberales; Musaceae. The record is from RefSeq and is a predicted model, not a curated record. Gene Ontology annotation, cellular component: nucleus.
UGUGGGCACUCGUCUUCGUCGGAGGAACCCGGUCGAAGAGAAACCCUCGCGUCCAUCCCCGAGAUGGUGGUAAUCUCCAUGGCGUCCAGUCUCUUUCUUUGGUUCCUUCCAGGCGGAUUCUCCACGCAGGAGUCAAGGUGGAAGAACACCUAAAUCUGGAAAGUCCCUCGAACUGGUUAGCACUUGGAAUUGGUAUCAAAGUGGUGGUGGAAGAAACCAUGGGGGCUACAGUCUUGAUGAGUGGUGGUGGCGAUAAUGGAUCCCCAAGAUUGGGGUUACGUUCUUGCAUUUAAUGUGCUUUGGUUUUCAAUGGGGUCAACGUUAUCGAACAUAUAUCGACUACAUUUAGAUUGCAAAUGGGUACACAUUUGGCUGCAUUCUGUUGCUUAUGAGCAGCAUCUCAAGUGAGCUCAUGACUUAUGGUAAUCAUUAUUCGGAUUCAGGCAGGCAGUUGUGCGCUUUGUCAUGCCAGUCUCCGUAUUCAUGGAAUGAAACUUGGGUUGAAAGUUGAAAAUUAUGAAAAGACGAUGCUACUUGGGGGCAUCUAUCACUUGGGUAUUGGGAUUCUGAGCAUCGAGAGGACUCCGAGGACACAAGCCAUUCCUGUCUGGUCUCAUGUAACGUAAACCCUUGUGGCUUCUCCCAUGUCCCAAGCUGCUGCAUCACAAGGCAUCUUUGUACCACGAUGUACUCCCUUGGGCAUCGGCAAGCACUUGUUCUGAGGUAGUGGAAAAAGCCCACAGGAAAUGUUAAUGAUCGAGGAGGACUGCUGGUCCGAAUUCAGAGGCUGGGCACUGUGGAUUGACCAUUCAUGGUCCUUUUUGCGUCGUGGACAUUGAAGCCAAGAUGGAUUGAUUCUAUUCAAUCACCAACUCUGCAGGCUUUUUGCUAAAUGCUAUUGCUAUGACGAGUGGCCCAUGUACUUGUGGUACCCUCGUGAAUGUUGGGGACAAGCAAAAUGGUGUCGUCGUCUGCUGCCAAUUAUUUUAGCAGAAAAGGCGAUCAGUCAUGACUAGAAUGGGAAACAGUUGAUGGGAGGAUGGAGCCAAUGAAUGGGAUAGAUAAAGCAUCUUCCUUGACGUUAAGUUGGGUCGUCACCAUCUAAUUGCAAUCCUCGUCGGUACACUCUUUCCCUCGGUGAAGUCACAGUCACGUAAACCUACAUUUGAACUGGUGGUCGUGGACCACUGCAACUUUUGUCACUUGUAUAUCUCUUUUCUCUUUCUCAUGUAAUUAAUUCCGUGGCUCCUGCAAUUUGGUGCAGAUAUAUUAACCAGCCAGCAGUACACGAGACGAAAUGACCAGCUGAACCAAACGCGCGCCGGUGCUGAAAGCUCUCCCCGGACGCUGAUGGCUGCUUCCCCUUGUCUUUUGCCACCCCCACCCUCCCUCCUUUUCAGUGCUUGGUAGGCAGGAAAGCAAUGGAGCUUGAUGAGCAUGGCUUCUUGGAGGAGCUGCUUUCCCUGAGAAGAGAUGCAUGGGACUCCUUUCCGGCGGGAAUGGGCGAGUUCUUCUCCUGUGAAGGGAACAUGGACUGCUUCCAGCAGAGCUCUGCGCUGGUCCCUCCCAGCUUUACUGCCUUCGACGGCGGCGUCGCCAUGACCGUGGAUCCUAAUUUCGACUGCUUGAGCGAAUUGUACUGUCCGCUAGGCGGCGGCGUGUACACGGCGGCCACGACGGCGGCGCCGGAGAUCCAGACCUCGUCGGUCAGGUCGACGCUGGACGACGGCGAGCUCGGCCUCGUCCAUGGAGAGUGGCAGAGCGCGUGCAAAGUGGAGGUGGCGCAGUCCGGGGAGGCGCCGAGUAUGUUCGAACUGAGCGGCUGCGUGGAGAGGAAGCAGAAGAAGAAGCUCGAGGGGAUGCCUUCCAAGAAUCUAAUGGCGGAGCGGCGGCGAAGGAAACGGCUCAACGAUCGGCUAUCCAUGCUGCGAUCUGUUGUUCCCAAGAUCAGCAAGAUGGACAGAACAUCCAUUCUCGGGGACACCAUCGACUACAUGAAGGAGCUGUUGGAGAGGAUCAAGCGCCUGCAGGAGGAGAUCGACGGCAGCCCGGAGCAGGCGAGUCUACUGAGCAUCUUCAAGGAGUUGAACUCCAACGAGGCCUUGGUGAGGAACUCCCCCAAGUUCGAGGUGGAGAGACGAGACAACGACACCCGAAUCGAGAUCUGCUGCGCGGCCAAGCCGGGUCUGCUGCUGUCGACGGUGAGCACCCUGGAGCCGCUGGGACUGGAGAUCCAACAAUGCGUGGUGAGUUGCUUCAGUGACUUCGGCAUGCAGGCGUCUUGCUCCGAGGACAUGGAUCAGAGGGCAGUCGUAAGCGCCGAGGACGUAAAGCAGGCGCUCUUCAGGAAUGCAGGAUAUGGAGGAAGGUGUUUGUAGAAGAAGACGCAGCAGCAGAAUGCAGGGGCUUACAGAUGAAUAAUGCUUCUAUGUAAUGUUUUCCUUUGUAGCGAAGGUGAUUAGAUCAGUGUGUGAAGUGUGUUCAUCUACUUCACAUGGUGAUGAUGAUGGUCUGAUUGCUUCA